UAAAUAUGAAAAUUGUGUCUUUUUAGCAACAACCUUGUUAUAAUAUCCUUUGAAUAAUUUUAUACUCCUUUUCUCACUUCUUCCAGUGUUUUUUCACUAAAAAUAUCAGCAAUUGUAAGCAAUGCAAUAUGGUAAAAACCUGGUUUGAGUCUAAAUUUUUAAGGACUAAAGAGCCAUUGUCGCAACCAGUUAUCCCCGUUACUUUAGUGUUUACAUGUUUUGUUACAGUUGUGUUUGGACAUUUAUCUAGAGAACCCGGAUUGCGUUUUAUUCAAAGUAGUCCUUCAUUUAUUUCCCCAGAAGCUACAAAAAUUGAGAUUGAUUUUAAAUAUCCUGGGUUCACAGACCGUGCCAAAAUCCGUUAUUGGCAGCCCAGUGGUCUGAGUUAUUAUGUCGUAUUUAAUGGUACACAUUAUGCGUCUAGUAACAUCAUCAAUGGUAAAUUGGUUGAGCUUUGUGCACCAACAAUGAUGGCUAAAAAUCCAGCAGCAUUUUCACAUAAUAGUUGGAAAGGAUUUAUGAUUGUUCACAAAUGCGAUUCUGUUCGAUAUGGUGACCAUUGUGUUAAAUCAGCCUUUUUGAGUUUAUUUCCUUGUGAUGUUCAGACUUUUUUUGUUCCAACCAUCAGUUAUGAUCUGAAAGAUGUUGGGACACCGUUGGGUAUACACGGUUUUGGUGAUUAUACUUAUGCUUAUCUAGCGCUUACUAAUGACAGGGGUACAGUUUCAGUUACUCGAGCUUGUACGGAACACUGGUGGACGGUUCCGAGAGGGAUUAUUAUCCCAAAUUAUGGAGCCAUCCUCAAGUUGAAAGAUUGUGCAGAAACACCAACUUUACCCAUUUUUGUGAAAUUUUUCAGUGCCGCGCAAUACAUUAUAGUAGGUUAUCUUGAUGAUGGAGGCUCAAUUCACAUAUGUGUUUACAAGUUUGCCAAGAUUAAUCGCCAGCUUGACUUGAGUCGUAAAAAUUGUGAUAAGGCAUCACAGAAACCCUAUUUACGGGCCAUUUCGGCAAAAGGGCGCAAUGUUAGCAAAUGUCAACUAACAGAUAGACCUUAUUCAUGUUGGGAUUCAAAUUACUUCAACGAAAUGGUCUAUUACAAUAUAAGUAAAAAUUAUAGCGCUACAUAUAUCCGAUUUGAUGAAAUUUCGGUGACACCACAAAAUCCUAUUCAAGACACAUUUGAAUUUGAAAUAACAAGUCCGUUCAAUAAAUGGACGCUCAUAAUUGCUCAAAAAAAUAAUGUCUUUAUCAUCAAUGGACUGGAAGAUAUUGACCAAGACAUUAACCCAGUUAUUACUCGUUUCAAUGCAUCACUUGAUUAUAUUCACCCUCAGAGGAAUAUUAUUUAUCUUUACCAUCCAAACACUUUCAACGUUUUUAUUCCUCGUCCGAUUUACAGCUGCAAUAUUUUACCUCAACACCAAUGUAAACUUACUCUUGAAUGUGACCUCUGUGGAUUGGAGUGCGUCUCACAAAAGAACUUCAAAUGUCCAGUUUGGAAAAAAUUAGCUCCAAGCUCAGUGAUAAAUCCGUUGAUCUUAUCAAAUGGUGUCCUAGAGAUUAACUUCAAUCCCAAUGGAAAUGUAUUAAAUAUCAAUGUGACACUGGAAGCAACUUUCAAUAUUUUAAUCAAAAUCAACGCUAGUUAUAUCCCCACAACCGGCAGGAUCGUGUGUAAACUAAACAGAUUGAAUAAUUCAAUUGCAUUUCCUUAUUAUAAAACAAUUAACGUUUUCUUGACACUCAUUGUAUCAGAUAACACUCAACCCAGCCUCACUAGGACUGAAUAUCUUGAGCUAUCAGAUAUCGUUUACCUUGUUGAUCCUUUGUUUGGAUCAAUCUUAUCUCAAUCCAUUAUGAUAGAUCAUCCAUCAAAAAUAAGAUUUGAAUAUAAACGUAUUGCAACUAAACAUAUUGUUACAGUGAAAAUUGUUGCCAAUAAUUUAACUUUCCCAUGUUCCACACCAAACACGGAAACAUUCAUCUUCAAUUGUUUGCUUAAUUUCCCUUCUGGUAUUUAUUGGCCUGGUUAUGCAUCAAUUUACGUGGCGGGCAGUUUUUUCCAAUCAUUCCCUCUUCAAGCGAAUCCUUAUCCAAUCUUCCACAAGACUGAAUGGCAUAAUUUUCCUGGUUAUUCUGUACCAUUUCAUUUCAUUGGUCAAUAUUACAACUCUUUCCAGGAUCUAAAAGUCAAUAUAAAGCUGGCCAAUGUUACCAAGCCGAUUGAACUUAAUUGUACCGUCGUUUCGGAUUCAGACAUAUAUUGUAAAUUUGAUUCUUUUCCUGGUAAAUUACCAGCUUUUGGUAACUUCGUUUUCUACUCGCAUUCAAAUCCAUUGACAUUACCGAACCUCAGUGUAAAUCUCAACCUUCCUCCAGCAAUUACUUCUGCCGUUUACUCGGCAAAUACGGAGACUAUCAAAAUCUCAACUUCCAAUUACUUUACUGAUUACCUUUUAAAUACGAACAUUACUGCUAUCCAAUGUAAAAGUAGCUGCACUGAGUACAAGUGUGAUCAAAUUGUAUUUAACUAUAUCCUAAAUAUUUUGACCUGUAAAAUUAAAUUAGAGUAUGGUAAUAAAUCGACUGAAUGGGUAUCGUUGGUUGAAAUUGGAUCGCAUCGAUUAAAUAUUGUUUUAACUGCUCAGGAAGAAAAGAAGUCUGUCACACCUAAAAUUAUUUCUUCUUUUAAAUUUUCUAUUAUCACAUUAUUGGCAUUAAGUUUAUUGUUGAUUCUUGGACUUGGUAUUUAUUAUCUUCGUAAGGAAAUUGACAGAUUUAAAUUAGCAACAGUUUCUACUAAAUUUAGUGAUGCACAUCGAACUGGAUCAAGAAAAGUGGCAUCCAUGAGCAGAUUAGACUCAGCGACCAAGAUAUCUGAAAUAGAUAAUCCAGAAAUGCUGACAAACCAAUUCGCUUUCUUCACAAAAAGAAUGUAAAUUUAUUAUUAUGUCAAAUUUGAAUUAAACUCCUCAAUAGGUUUUCAUUCAUUUAUUUUUUGUCAUUCUUCGUGAAAAUUACUUUCUUUAUUCAAAAAGUUCAUAGCCUCAGAUCCUUAAGUUACCCGAUGGGCAGUUUGUGUCUGAACACAUUCACUUUAUUGUUGUUUGUCUUACUAGUUUGCAGGUAAGGGAGGCAUAAGAUGCGCCAUCCUGAGUUGUGGGUUCAGGUAAUUGGAGUCUUACAUUUUGAGCAGUUUUUGGGGUACACUAUUUUGACCAAAAAUCAGCGCCGUCUAUUAUAUUGCCAAUAGUAAGACGAGAGUACUUUUUGAAUUAUCCUAGCACUGUACAUGCUAGGGCUAGAGCUGUGAUACCAAUAGAUGGCUCUGAUUUUUUGGUCAAAAUAAGUGUGAAUUUACUGGAUUUUUAGUGAGGGCCAUUUUUUGGAUCAGCUUCUUUGUUCUCAUUGUUUCUUUCUGUUAGGACAACAUUCCAUAAGUUCAAAAACUUGUAAAGGGAAGCGGAAAGCGUUGAUAAUGUGGGCCAUAAUCAACGCUUUAUGCUUCCCUUUACUCAGUAUCUUCCUAAUAUUCACCUGUGUCGAGUUGGACCAAGACUUCAUCUAUUCCUUGAAAUUGCAAGAAAAAUGGAUCCCAAAUAUUUUCGUCAGCCUUUAAAUUAAAGGCUUUAUUCAUAGAUAAUUCAAUGAGUGCUGGUCCGUAGUUGAAAUUUAACGAGGGGCGUGUCAGUUGUGUGUUGAGUUUUAUUAUUUAUCGAUGAACCAUUCAAGUUGAGAUCUGGAAACCAAGGAACCAACCAAAAAAUCUGAGUCAAACAAUGAUGGCUUUCGUGAAUUUGGACACAAGUCAACUUGUUCAUCAACCUGUCCAUCAAAUGAUCCUUGAACUAGAGAUGAAUAUCGUAAUAUUGGAGAAGAUUGGUUUGAAGGACGAUUAGGUCUUGUAUGAAACUCGAGUUCCGAGGAAUUACUUCUGCCGUUUACUCAGAAAAUAGACUAUCAAAAUCUCAACUUCCAAUUACUUUACUGAUUACCUUUUAAAUACGAACAUUACUGCUAUCCAAUGUAAAAGUAACUGCACUGAAUACAAGUGUGAUCAAAUUGUAUUUAACUAUAUCCUAAAUAUUUUGACUCGUAAUAAUAAACUCAACCCAUCAAUUGAAAUCAUGA
Messenger RNA from Tetranychus urticae (two-spotted spider mite), 4134 nucleotides. Lineage: Eukaryota; Metazoa; Arthropoda; Arachnida; Trombidiformes; Tetranychidae. The record is from RefSeq and is a predicted model, not a curated record.